Molecule: messenger RNA, 1481 nt
Organism: Juglans microcarpa x Juglans regia
Lineage: Eukaryota; Viridiplantae; Streptophyta; Magnoliopsida; Fagales; Juglandaceae
Product: E3 ubiquitin ligase BIG BROTHER-related
Exons: 7
Coding region: 269-1249 (326 amino acids)
Source: RefSeq, a predicted model, not a curated record
GUACCUAGAAACGGUGGGCGCCGAUUAUUGAACUGAGCAUUAACAAAGCUUAGCACUGUUUCUUCAAUCUCUGUCUAUCUUUCUCUCUCCAAUCGUCAGAAAGCUAUCAAUCAGAUUCUUGAAUCCUUGUCAUUUCGUCAAUUCGAAUCGCUGUUUCGUACACGCACGCGCGCACACAUAUAUACAAACGCACGCUUCUUCUCCAAUAAUUCCUUGGGGGCUCAUCUUCUGUUGGUGUUUCCGCUCUGAUCUUUCUUUCUUUCUUUCCAUGGAGAACAACGACAACAACCACGGCGUCAACAAACCGAACACCAACCACAACAAUAGCGAUGGUCAAGAACACGAAGACAACCCUAAUCAUGUGAAUGUUGAGGAGCGGCAACAACAACAGGAACAUGAAGAAGAAGAAGAAGAAGAAGAAGAAGAGGGAAGUGAAUCCGACGUGGAACAUCAGCCACCUCAGCCCUCCAGAACCCCCUUUACUAAUCUCAGUCAGGUCGAUGCUGACCUCGCUCUCGCUCGUGCCCUUCAAGAACAGGAAAGGGCAUAUAUGAUGCUGCGAAUGACUAAUGAAGGGAGUGAUUAUGGAAGUUGGGAAGGCGGAAGCUAUGUGCUUGACGAUGAGGAAAAUUUCAAUGAUCCCCAUGAUGACAGUGAUGACGAUGAUGAUGAGGAUGGUGAGGAGAUAUAUGAUGGAAGCAAUGUCGAUGAUGAUGAGGAUGCUUUUGAUGUGCAUGCUCAUGAUGAGGCUGGAGAGAAUAAUAACCCCAGCAUUGAAUUUGAUCCGGCUGCCUUUUCGAGUGACGAGGCCUAUGCAAGAGCCCUACAGGAUGCUGAAGACAGAGAAAUGGCUGCUAGGUUGUUGGCCCUUGCGGGGAUAAAUGAUGGGGAAGCUGAGGACUUGGAGGAUCAUGGUGGUAACUCCCAGGACACAUGGGAGGAGGUUGAUCCUGACGAGCUUUCCUAUGAGGAGUUGAUUGCGCUUGGUGAAGUAGUUGGAACUGAGAGCAGAGGGCUUUCAGCUGAUACACUUGCCUCCUUGCCUUCGGUAAAUUACAAGUCUGGAAGCAGUCAAAAUGGAAGCAAUGAUUCUUGUGUCAUUUGCCGGCUGGACUAUGAGGAUGGUGAAACCUUAACAGUGCUUUCUUGCAAACAUUCCUAUCAUUCUGAAUGCAUAAACAAUUGGUUGAAAAUAAACAAGGUCUGCCCUGUUUGCAGUGCUGAGGUUUCCAUAUCCGGCAACAGCUAGUUGGCGUCGAAGACUACAUGCAUUGGUUAACACAACUUUGGUCAUAGCUCUUGUUUAAAUGUGCAUAAAGUUCUCCCUUGUUUUGGAAAGAAGGCGUGUGCCUAGUUGUCUCCAUGUCUUGAAGUAAGAGUGCACAGUUGAAAUGGUUUUCUAUACUUAUUACAUAUGGCGAAUCUUUGAGGGUUAUCUCUGAUUGAACAUGGUUCAUUUAUACAAAUGGCUAAACGGUAUA